This is a messenger RNA of Argentina anserina (silverweed cinquefoil), 1179 nucleotides long. RefSeq names its product exopolygalacturonase-like. Gene Ontology annotation, biological process: carbohydrate metabolic process. Gene Ontology annotation, molecular function: polygalacturonase activity. The transcript has 4 exons. The record is from RefSeq and is a predicted model, not a curated record. Lineage: Eukaryota; Viridiplantae; Streptophyta; Magnoliopsida; Rosales; Rosaceae. Bases 1 to 1179 code for a protein of 392 amino acids.
AUGGUUAUCAAAUGUGUUUGGUUAUUGUUGUUGGUAUUCCACAACAAUGUUGAAGCUCAGAUGAAAAUUUUCGACGUAAACCAAUAUGGUGGUAUUGCAGAUGGAAAAACUGAUAACAGCAAGGCUUUUCUUGAUGCAUGGUAUGCAGCUUGCAAUAACACUGGAGGUGGCGUGGUCUUAUUUCAGAAAGGCAUAUAUUUAGUGAACCCUUUGGUCAUAAAAGGCUCUUGCAAGGGGCCAAUGGAGUUGCAGAUCCAAGGCACCUUAUUGGCUUCAAGAGAGAAGCAAUACUCGGUUGAUAUUGAUCAUUGGAUCCUCUUCCAAUACAUUGACAGCUUCGUAAUAAGUGGUGGAGGGACGUUGGACGGCCAAGGAGCCGCUUCUUGGCCCUAUAACGACUGUAGCCGGAACACGCAUUGCAAGCCACUGCCUGGGUCAUUGAAGUUCGAUUUUGCCAAUAAUACGAGGAUUGACAACAUAACUUCCCUCAACAGCAAGAACGUCCACAUCAACCUUUACGCAUGUCUUAAUGUGAUAAUCAGCAACGUUAACAUAAGUGCUCCGGGCGACAGCCCCAACACCGAUGGAAUUAAGAUCGGGAAUUCAAGCAACAUCCAAAUAUAUGAUUCAGUAAUAGCCACAGGAGAUGACUGCGUAGCAUUCCUUCCCGAAUCAAGAAACAUUUCCGUUACUCAUACUCACUGCGGGCCUGGCCAUGGAAUCAGUUUAGGAAGCAUUUCAGGCAGCUCUAUUUCUGAUUUGAACGUAACCCAAUGCAGCUUCGUAGGUACUCAGAAUGGUCUUAGAAUCAAGACUACGAGUCCCUCCCAACCAGGCAUUGUUUCAACUGUUAAAUUUGAACACAUUGAAAUGCACAAGGUCCAUAACCCGAUCGUCAUUGAUCAACAAUAUUGCAGUGGCAGUGGUUGUACUGGACCGGUAACGAAAAUUAUUUCGGAGAUCCAGAUUACUGAUGUCAAGUAUAAUGACAUUUGGGGUACUUCAGAGACAGAUGUUGCAGUAACACUCAACUGUAGCGAAAAUAAACCUUGUGAGAAAAUCGUAUUACAAGAUAUCAACUUAGAUUACAUAGGACGCGGAUCGACAAAAGCCUCGUGUUUGAAUGCAAAAGGAGUAGCUUAUGGCAAAGAAAAACCUAAUUCUUGCCUACAGAGUUAA